GUGCAGUGGGCAGUGAUAGCAGCAGCAGCGGUAACAGGGCCCUCCCUCUGUCUCUGCAGAUAAAUACUCGCAGCCUGUCUAUUCCCAGGCAUGGAUGACGGUUGCACUCAGACAUGGCUCUGCGACAUUAUACCCUCGACUUCAAGCUCUCAACGGCAGUUGACUCUGCUACGACAGUCCCUCACCUACUGUCCAUAUUUCAUGAGCAGGAAAUGACCGAGACUGUCCAUGAAACAAAUGGACAUGGAUACCUCGGUACUUUUGUAGGCAAGAAUGGCCGGCUUGCUAUUCUGCGUGUGCACUCCCACGGGCUGGUCACCGUUGAUCUUCAGUGUUAUGAAGGGGAUAACAUUGCACAACUAGACAAUCUUUUAAAUGCACUGGAAACAAAGCUAAAGAUGAUCCUAAAUGGCAAUAUUACACGGAUUAAAAGGCUCCCGGCCCUCGUACGAGGAGCAGAGGUGGACCGAUACUGGCCCGCGACUGACGACAGACUGUUGGAGUACGACAUGGACCAGCUGGUGUAUGAAGAAGAUUCUCCAUACCAAAACAUUAAGAUAUUGCACUCACAGCAGUAUGGGAAUGUCCUGAUACUUGAUGAUGACAUAAACUUGGCAGAGAGCGAUUUGACCUACACCCAGGCCAUCAUGGGUAACGGAAGAGAGAGCUAUGCUGGAAAAGAGGUGCUGAUAUUAGGAGGAGGUGAUGGAGGCAUCCUUUUUGAGAUGGUCAAACAGAAGCCAAAGAUGAUCACCAUGUUGGAUAUUGACCAGAAGGUGAUAGACGCGUGCAAAAAGUAUAUGAGACGAACUUGUGGCAAUAUCCUCGACAGCCUGGAGGGAGACUGUUACCAAAUACUAGUUGAGGACUGUGUCCCUGUGUUGAGGAAGUAUGUGCAGGAAGGAAAGACGUUUGAUUACGUUAUUAAUGACCUGACUGCAAUACCGAUAUCCACGGAGCCAGAAGAAGACUCUACAUGGGAGUUCCUGCGUCUCAUCUUAGAUCUUUCAAUAAAAGUCUUGCAUCCCUCGGGGAAAUAUUUCACACAGGGUAACGCACAGACCAUGACGGAGGCACUGCGUCUGUAUGAAGAACAGCUGAAGAAGCUCUCGUGUCCUGUGGGGUUCUCUAAAGAGGUGGUGUGUGUGCCCUCCUACUUGGAGCAAUGGGUUUUCUACUCUGUAUGGAAGAAGUAAAGACCAACAAGUUUCUCUGCUUGAAUCCCCAUCAGCUGGAAUGUGAACGCUCCUCCCAUUUCUGCUGUAGCCUUAAAGAUGUGUUCAGACUGAACGUGACAUUAAAAAUGAGAGGCAAGUAAGCGUUUGGGUAAGCGCAGUGUUAGGUGGGCUU
Messenger RNA from Notothenia coriiceps (black rockcod), 1350 nucleotides. It is a transcript of the gene sms, whose product is annotated as spermine synthase. Bases 114 to 1196 code for a protein of 360 amino acids. Gene Ontology annotation, molecular function: spermine synthase activity. The transcript is spliced from 11 exons. NCBI's taxonomy places the organism in Eukaryota, Metazoa, Chordata, Actinopteri, Perciformes, Nototheniidae. Gene Ontology annotation, biological process: spermine biosynthetic process. The record is from RefSeq and is a predicted model, not a curated record.